AUGUCUUCCAGAGAGCCCAUGUGGUAUUGUCACGAAUGUCAUGCUGAGAUGAGACCACUCAUGCAACCGGAUCCAAUUUGUGCAUCAUGUCAGGGCACGUUCGUCGAGAAGAUAGAGGAUCCGAGCGAUGAUCCUCGGGCAUAUCAGCAACACGUUCCGAGAGGAGGCUUCGAUGACGAAAUUCCUCCGAAUUUAGGUGGCUUGCUAGGUGCGCGUUCACGCAUGCGUGCAGUAAGACCUUACAUGGAAGGAAACACCCACAGCUGCAUUGACAGGAAGUCCUCGACCUCGCUCACCUACCUUCCCUCCUCACAAUACGAUCAGGCUGGUAUUCGUCUUGAGUUUCAUAGUACUGGACCUAGUCAGGGUGCCACAAGGACCGUGUUUCUUGGUCCCAACGCCCUUAAUCGUCCGCGCUCUCCGGAGCAGCGCGAUGGUGAAAUUCCCAACAUGUCCGAGUUCCUGCGUCGUGAUAAUCAAAAUGGUCAACGACCCGGAGACAUCACUGGCCCAAUGAUGGCCCAAUACUUAUUGGCUUUAUUGGGACAGGGACCCACCGGUAGAGGCGCAGACCCUUUUGCUGAAAUGUUCUCCCUUGGUCCUGAAGGAGGACCGGGUGGACGCUGGGGUGACUAUGUUUUCAAUCAAGAGGCAUUGGACCAAGUAAUAACGCAGAUAAUGGAAAACUCCGCAUCACGGCCUAUUCCAGCAACAGACGACAUCAUUAACAAUCUCCCACGAGAAAUUCUUUUGGAACGAUCUCCACUACUGGAUAAAGAUUGCGCCGUAUGUAAAGAACAGUUCCAACUGGGAACCGAAGACCCGGAAGAGCAAGUAAUUGUAACUCUUCCAUGCAAGCACCCAUUUCACCAGCCUUGUAUAUUGCCAUGGUUAAAAUCUAGCGGAACGUGUCCUGUUUGCCGGUAUGCUCUUAUAGAACAAGCACAACGGCCGCGCUCACCAGGUAGCCCCCCGGGACCAGGAAACGGACCCAAUAGCCGCCCAACAAGCCCACCAUCAGCUCCACCACGUCCACGAUCGCCUGGGAACUCGGGUCGCAGUGGUGGAGGAUUGUUCCAUUCAUUUUUUGGAAGCAUGGGUGGCUCGAGAGCGGGUGGCAGUUCGGGUAGGAAUUCAGGUUCAAGAGGAAAUUCAGGUUCAAGAGGAGCACGUCGCGCGGGCAUGUCCAACGAGCCUCAGGGCAGUACGCCGCCUUUCCCUGGGCGCUGGGACGAAGAGACAGACUAAUCGAGCGUUGACUUCGUUUCUUAGACCACCUGCGGAGCAACUUCCGGGCGGUCUAUUGUAGAUAUGCAUAUCUUUUCUGAUGCUUUCUGAGUCUUCUGACCUCACUUUCCUUCUUGCAAGUUGUAAAGAUACAUAAUGUUAUGAGCUUUCCGAGGUGCGGAGUCUUUGAAUGUUCCCCUCGCGCCGCGGCCAGUAACGUCGGCAACUCAAAUGAUCUACCUAAUAUUUGUGGGCAAACCCUUGACAAGUUAUCUCACUCCACUAUGGACAGAAAUAAGAUACAAGCUCCCCAGCGUCACCGUCAAAGAGCCAGUGGUAACCGGUAACCUUCCGCAAGGGUUUGCAAACGGAUUUCUGUAGAUUUCUGUCAAUCCUCAUGCAAUGCCUUGGCCGAAU
Messenger RNA from Suillus discolor, 1644 nucleotides. RefSeq lists its product as uncharacterized. The coding region runs from base 1 to 1248 and encodes 415 amino acids. NCBI's taxonomy places the organism in Eukaryota, Fungi, Basidiomycota, Agaricomycetes, Boletales, Suillaceae. The transcript has 9 exons. The record is from RefSeq and is a predicted model, not a curated record.